This is a messenger RNA of Arabis nemorensis, 684 nucleotides long. The record is from the annotation of a GenBank genome assembly. Lineage: Eukaryota; Viridiplantae; Streptophyta; Magnoliopsida; Brassicales; Brassicaceae.
AUGGUUUUAAGAUUCACUAAUUUAUUGAACCUAACAAACCGUUAUUAUAUUUCCACGUCUUCAAGUGGGAACAGUGAGAAGAUUGGCAACCAUGGUUUACCUGGAACCAGUAACAUUAACCAGCCAGACCUUUUCGUGGCUCCGUUAAACAGUGAGCCCUAUCUCGGUCCAUCAAACUCUACUCCUUCCAUAUCAACCAACAAAUCUAAGGGCAAUGCGGAAAAAUCAGAGCCUGCCAUGACAUUUCUGCCUAAUCAUUCAAGUCAAGAAAUUAAAGACCUUGCUGCUCAAACCAAUAAUGGAGUUGUCCUCACGGGAAGUGCGGCUAUGGGGCCGAUUGGACCGACCAUUGGUCGGAUGGAUAUUUUCGAAUCUGAUGACUCCUACUUUUUCCGUGUUUCGCUACCUGGUGUUUCAAGAGAGGAAAAUGAAUUCAAAUGCGACAUUGGGGAUGAUGGGUUGAUUGUGAUAAAAGGAACAACAACAACGGGAGAGGAGACAGUGUGUAGGCACUCACAGGUCUUCAAGAUGCUAACACAGAACUUGGGCCCUCCAGGUCCUUUCACCAUCUCAUUCAAGCUUCCGGGUCCUGUCAACAACGAGGAAUUUAGUGGUAAACUUGAGUUCGGUGUUCUUGAGGGCAAAGUGAAGAAGGUUCGUAAGAAUUCUGAACCUAAGGUCUAA